Messenger RNA from Thlaspi arvense, 531 nucleotides. NCBI's taxonomy places the organism in Eukaryota, Viridiplantae, Streptophyta, Magnoliopsida, Brassicales, Brassicaceae. The record is from the annotation of a GenBank genome assembly.
AUCUCACCAGAGACACACAAUUCACGACGAGCCAUGGCUUCAAGUUUCAGCGGCGAUGAAACUGCUCCUUUCUUCGGAUUCCUCGGCGCUGCCGCAGCUCUCGUUUUCUCCUGCAUGGGAGCAGCAUACGGGACAGCGAAGAGCGGGGUUGGUGUGGCGUCGAUGGGUGUGAUGAGACCAGAGCUCGUGAUGAAGUCGAUUGUUCCGGUGGUUAUGGCUGGAGUUUUGGGUAUUUAUGGUCUCAUCAUUGCUGUUAUCAUCAGUACCGGAAUCAACCCUAAGGCUAAGUCUUACUAUCUCUUCGACGGCUAUGCUCAUCUCUCUUCGGGUCUUGCUUGUGGUCUCGCCGGUCUCUCCGCCGGUAUGGCUAUCGGAAUCGUCGGCGAUGCUGGUGUUAGAGCGAAUGCGCAACAACCAAAGCUGUUUGUAGGAAUGAUUCUGAUUCUCAUUUUUGCUGAAGCUCUUGCGCUUUACGGUCUCAUUGUUGGUAUCAUCCUCUCUUCUCGAGCUGGUCAAUCCAGAGCCGAGUGA